GAUAAAGCGUCGUUAGGUCGAUUGCGGUGUGUGAGCGUCAACAAUGGCUUCUUCGUCUUCAACAUCGGGUUCAGCUUCAGGUUCGGCGGUGACGGAGCGAAGAGGAAUACCAGGAGCUCAGUUCGUUGAAGAUGUUCAAACUUAUCUCACUCAAUCGGGUCUCGAUGUUGGCUCAGCCCUCGCUUUUCUCCAAGAAAGACUUCAGCAAUACAAGGUUGUUGAAAUGAAGCUUCUUGCUCAGCAAAGGGAUCUUCAGGUUUUAUUUCCUUAUACAUCUAAUACUUUAUGAUCUAUCUUAGAUAAG
This is a messenger RNA of Cajanus cajan (pigeon pea), 304 nucleotides long. Lineage: Eukaryota; Viridiplantae; Streptophyta; Magnoliopsida; Fabales; Fabaceae. The record is from RefSeq and is a predicted model, not a curated record.